Messenger RNA from Saccostrea echinata, 435 nucleotides. RefSeq names its product TP53-regulated inhibitor of apoptosis 1-like. The coding region runs from base 14 to 244 and encodes 76 amino acids. Lineage: Eukaryota; Metazoa; Mollusca; Bivalvia; Ostreida; Ostreidae. The record is from RefSeq and is a predicted model, not a curated record. The transcript has 2 exons.
AACACAGGAAAGAAUGAACAGUAUAAGCACAGCAUGUCAACAUCUCAAAGAACAGUAUGAUGCAUGUUUCAACAAAUGGUUUUCAGAAAAAUUCCUAAAAGGAAACACAAAAGACGAAUGUGCUCCACUAUUUGAAGUUUACCAAGACUGUGUCAAAAAAGCAAUUAAGGAACACAAAAUUGAUCUUUGGGAACUAGAAAAACCAAUGCUAGGAACAGAUCAUGAGAAAAAGGAUCCAAGCUGAUGUCAUCGAAUUUGAAUUCUAAAUGAAACAAGACAUGCUUAAAUAUCCUAAAAGUCCUUUUUCCUUAGAUACUGAAAGAAAUUUAGGAUUUGAAACUAAAUAUUAUACUAUCAUUUCAAGUUUGAGAAACGAUCACUGUAUUUUGUUGGAACACUUGUGAAGAAAAAUUAAAGGAUAUUCACCACACUGCA